Homalodisca vitripennis (glassy-winged sharpshooter) is the source of this 3435-nucleotide messenger RNA. RefSeq names its product leucine-rich repeat flightless-interacting protein 2. Gene Ontology annotation, biological process: regulation of DNA-templated transcription. NCBI's taxonomy places the organism in Eukaryota, Metazoa, Arthropoda, Insecta, Hemiptera, Cicadellidae. The transcript is spliced from 12 exons. The record is from RefSeq and is a predicted model, not a curated record. Bases 328 to 2070 code for a protein of 580 amino acids.
CGCUGCGGUUCUAGCUUCUAGCACGAGCAGCUGUGCUUUCGGGUGGAAUUGUGCUGUGCUUGUGCCUACCUGUGCGGUCGCGAGUGGACGGUGCUCAGUGAGUGAGUGGUUGUUGGCGGAUUUGAUGUUUUUGUGAUUUUGCUUGUGGAGUUUAACUCCCUUGCCGGAUUUCUCAAGAACAGUUCUCGCAGGUUGGCGACUCUAGCGACACUAAUGGAAUGUUUACCCGAGAAGAGACUAUCCUAGCGUGAGUCGUGAAGGUGAUUGAUUGCGCAAGACGAGGCGAGGCUGAUAACCACGAGUGUGUGUGACUGAUAGCUGAUAGCGAUGGGUGACGAGCAAGGCAGUGAGGCGGAGAUGGGCAACAGACACGGGCCGGGCAAGAAGAAGAAGAAGGCGUACGUGAGUAACGGCGACGGCGAGGUGAGCGACGCAGAGAGCGACUACAGGUACGUGUCGAUCAUCGACGUGAACCCGCCGCCGUCGCAGUACGGCAGCGCCGCGGAGGAGUCGCUGUACCGCUCCAUAGAGGUCAACUCGCCGAACGGACACAACGGCGAGGUUUCGGUGAGCGCGAACAGCGGCGAAGUGCUCAAGUGCAGUGUGAUCAUAGGCGAGCAGCCGCUGGAGAACGGGCACUCAGUCAGUAGGAUCUCGGUGAACGGUGAUUUCGACAAGUUCAUGAUGGAUCCGGCCGAACACUUCCGGACGCCCAACGGGUCCUCGUCGUUCAUCGAGGGCGUGUCCGACGGCGAGCCGUCGGAGGAGAUCAAUGGGGUGCAGGAAAGACUCCCCGGACUGGACUCCGUGGACGGUUCGCUCCAGGAGGAGGUGGAACGGGUGGUCCGGGAGAAGCUCAAGAGACAGCGCAGCGGCAGCAGUGACUACUGGAAUCACGACGACUCCGACGACCACUGCAUCGUCGAUUUCCUGGACAAGAUAAACGACCACGCUGAGGCACGGUUGGCGGCCAAACGUCAGGCUCGUGCAGAGGCCCGAGAGAUCAGGAUGCGAGAACUGGAGAGGAUGCAGCGGGAGAGUGAGGAUGGCGACAAGGUCCACGACAUCUACUCGACUCCAGAUGCGGUGAACCGGUCAGUGCGAGCAGGGUCGGUAGCGACACCUCGCUCCUUGCUCUCGUCGAACAACAGCUACCACUCUUCACGCCGCAGUUCCGAGGACUCCCUGGAGGAGGUCAACAGUAUGCGAGAUGUGCGGCACGAGCUGAAGGAGCUGGAGGAGAAGUUCCGGAAAGCGAUGAUCGCCAACGCUCAGCUGGACAACGAGAAGGCGGCUGUAGCGUACCAGGUGGACCUGUUCAAGGAUCGGUACGAGGAACUGGAGGAGCAGAACCUGCAGUUGUUGAGGGAGCACAAAGAGACGUGUAGACAGCUGGAGCACACGAAGAGACACCGUACCAAGCUACAAGAGGACCUGGAAGUCACCAACACACAGCUCACGGAGCUAGUGCAACUGAUUCAGGAGAAGGGGUUGGUGGUGGUGGAGGGUGACUGUUCGUCAUCUGACGAGGAGAGUGAAGAAGCUGAGCCUCGCCCUAAGAAACGGCCAAAGAAGGCUCUGGUCUCGGCAGAGGUGGCAGAUGUGCUUCAGCAGGGUUCGGGCUCUCUAGAUGUGCGACUGAAGAAGUUCGUCGAGGAGCGCAACGAGUUGGUGGAUGAACUGCGCAGGGUCAAGAUGGAGCUGGAGGAGGAGCGAGCGCACUCCCGCGGUCGACACACCAACGGUCCCACUGACGACUCGGAGGACAUCCAGCGGGAAGCAAACAAACUGCUCGGAGACUACAAAUUCAAGCUACAAAAAGCCGAACAAGAUGUCAACACCCUGCAGGCCACUGUGGCCAGACUGGAGAGUCAAGUAGUUCGGUAUAAGUCUGCUGCGGAGACUUCUGAAAAAUUAGAAGAUGAAUUAAAAUUAGAAAAAAGAAAAUUACAAAGAGAGUUGCGGGAGGCGCAGGCCAGAGUCGAGGAGCUGGAGACCUCACACUCACAUCUACAACGGAGAUUGGACAAGCUCAAGAAUGCAAAGUCUGCACUCCUGAAGGACUUGUAGCACCAAGGAAUCGCCCCCCGCAAGAUGGGCGGCAACUCCUCGUGAUAGUUCCGGUCUCAGCCACUGCCACCCAGAGCUGUCCGGACCCGACUCAUGUACAUGGUGUAUAUAGCCCCAGACUGUACAGUCUCAAAACGCUGUUGCCAGUUUUGGGACAAAACAUAACCGCAUUGCCAACUCGAGUAAAUAACGUUAAUCGAAGUACUGCCAAGAAUUAUUUGAGAUAUGCUCAAAACGCUUUAUGGACUUGAUGUGUUAAAAUCAAAUAGUUUUUAAUUUUUCACGAAACCUUACCCGUACGAGACUAGGCACCAUUGCAAGAUAUACCGUCUGGUCGGCAAUUUGUGCAAUCUUGACAGCAGAUUAUAUUACUUAUUGUUCUGUAUUAGGCAUAUUAAAUACUAAAUCAUAUUAUCUACUGUAACAAAUUUUAAUUGGUGUCAGAAAAGUUUUAACCCAAAAUAACAUCAGAGGGAUGGGAAGCCCUAGUGUGAAGUCUCGGAUUAAACUAAUUGUUAAACUUAUUUAUUGUACGGUAGGAGAUUGUUGUAAAAAGUUGAGAUGAAAUGUUUUUAGAACUUUAUUUAUUAAAUGUAAUAUAUUUUGUUGAUUAAAUUAUCUUUAAAAAUGUUAAGGUUUAUCGUAAGAUUAUUUAUACUCUCUUAAGGUGUUGAAUUUCAAAUUCGUCCUUACUUUGGCUUUAAAUAUUUUAAUGAUUUGUUUGUCAGUAAAUCUUAUGUUAGUAAUUGUCCUAAAAUGUUAGUUUUCUUUUGGAUAGCAACAUGUUUGGUGUGUCUUUUUGUACCGGAUAUUAUUUCAGUUUAAACCCUCUGUUUCUAGAAGUACAUUGUGUGCAAAUUUCAAAUGUAUAUGUUUAAACCGUAAAGAUCAAUUGUUGUAAUUUAUAUUGUAGAAAGCCACAAAUUUACGUUAACUAGAAAGUAUAUACAAUUUUUUAAAGUGUUCAAGUUUAAAAAUCGUAUAAUUAUUUUACAAAAAAAAUAGUAAAACCCGUUUUUAUAAAAGCCUUUUAAUCCAAUCAGUUGUAUCAAUGUUCACAUAGUGUUUUUAGACUUAAAAUUUUAUCAAGUGGAAUAAUAUUUGAAUAUUUGGGUACACAUGUCAAUUAUCAUGCUAGAAUAUCCAAUGAACGUUUAAAUUAUAUUGGCUGUGGAAGAAAAUGAAUUUGCUGGGCCAAGUAGAUUUGUAUGUAAAAGCAAACAUAACCCAACCUAACAGAGACCUACUAAUCUAUGCAUUGUUGUAAGCUUAUGUGUGCUUGUGACUGUACAUUGCAGCACAGGACUGUUUGAACUGCCUGUCAGCUUCUAUUGUAUAUAGCUAUCAAUAUAAUGUUUAUACUGA